Molecule: messenger RNA, 186 nt
Organism: Fusarium verticillioides 7600
Lineage: Eukaryota; Fungi; Ascomycota; Sordariomycetes; Hypocreales; Nectriaceae
Exons: 1
Coding region: 1-186 (61 amino acids)
Source: RefSeq, a predicted model, not a curated record
AUGAAGCGUGGGGAGAUCCGCGAGGCACGUGGUAUCGAGGGUAGCGGCAUGGGAGACUACUGUGCUUCGUUCUGGUGUCUUUGCUGUGCGCUGAUCCAGCAGGAAAAGGAGGUCAACUCUCGACAGGUUGCAGGCUGCGAGACUGCUGGUUAUCAGCCUAUGAAGGAUUGCAUGCAUAUGCCUUGA